Molecule: messenger RNA, 1704 nt
Organism: Aspergillus tubingensis
Lineage: Eukaryota; Fungi; Ascomycota; Eurotiomycetes; Eurotiales; Aspergillaceae
Product: MDR family MFS transporter
Exons: 5
Coding region: 1-1704 (567 amino acids)
Biological process (GO): transmembrane transport
Molecular function (GO): transmembrane transporter activity
Source: RefSeq, a predicted model, not a curated record
AUGUCCACUGAAAGCAACAGCCGGACCCAAGGCCACAAAGAUGAUGAUAAGGCAACUGCCAACAAUCGCAGGAGCACGCAGCCUGAAGCGAUCUAUCCCUCGGGCUUAAGGCUUGCAAUGAUUAUAACAUCCAUGUUGAUUGGCAUGUUCCUCGUGUCUUUGGACCGCAUGAUUAUUUCAACAGCGAUACCUCAGAUUACCAACGAAUUCAACUCAGCGGGCGAUAUUGGCUGGUAUGGAACGGCAUAUUCGCUGACAAACUGUGCGUUCCAGCUGAUGUUUGGCAAGCUGUAUCGUUCUUUCGACAUCAAGGCUGUAUUUAUGUCGUCUAUAAUACUGUUCGAGGCUGGGUCGGCCCUAUGCGGUGCUGCACCGAGUUCCAUUACCUUUAUCAUAGGCAGAGCUAUUGCCGGGAUGGGAGCUGGUGGAAUUUCAUCUGGUGCCAUGGUCAUUAUUGUCUAUGCCGUUCCGCUCCAUAAGCGUCCUAAGUACCAGGGCUUAUUUGGGGCUGUGUUUGGGGUCGCGUCAGUGUCAGGUCCGUUGAUUGGUGGCGUCUUUACUACCGACGUUACAUGGAGGUGGUGUUUCUACAUCAACCUUCCUCUUGGUGGGGUGGUCUUCGUUGUCGUUUUCUUUCUGUUGCAUGUCCCGGCACAAACAUCCACCAACACACCACUGAAAGAGAAGCUGCGGCAGCUGAAUCUCUUAGGAAUGAUUGCGCUUAUUCCCGGUGUUGUCUGUCUAUGCCUAGCCUUACAGUGGGCCGGUACCACAUAUAACUGGGGCAAUGGGAGAAUCAUCGCACUGCUUGUGCUUGCGUUCGUGCUUCUUAUCGCCUUCCUUGGUAUCCAAAUCUGGAAGCCAGAGCAGGCCAUACUACCACCUAAAAUACUCCUCCAGCGUAGUAUUGCGAGCGGCUUCUGGGUGAGCUGCUGCCAAGGCGCACAUACAAUGAUCAUCAUAUACUAUUUUCCCAUAUGGUUCCAAGCUAUUGAAGGCGUCUCGGCAGUCAGCAGUGGUAUACACCUCCUUCCAACGAUAAUACCAUUGGUUGUAGCAUCCAUCGUCACCGGCCAACUCAUCUCCCGCAUUGGAUACUACACGCCUUUCUUGAUUUUUGGUGUUUGUCUUACAUCAAUCGGAGCCGGUCUAAUCACCACCUUGAACGUGAACACCCCAGAAGCAAAAUGGAUUGGUUACCAGAUUCUAUACGGCUAUGGCCUUGGUUCAUCAACCCAAAUCAACAACAUUGCUGUGCAAACUGUGUUGCCCCGGAAGGAUGUCGCUAUCGGAGCGUCGCUUAUGUUCUUCGGUCAGCAGCUUUUCGGAGCUAUUUUUACUUCUGUUGGUGAAAAUGUCCUUUCAAAUCAGCUGGCUCGGCGUCUUUCACGAAUUCCGGAUGUGGAAAUCACUCCGCGGGUGAUUCAGAGUACAGGUGCGACGGACGUGUUAAGCCUUAUUCCUGAGAGAUAUCGAGAUGAUGGCUUACAAGCUUAUAAUGAUUCUCUGCGCGUGUGCUUUCAGGUAGGACUUAUCAUGGCUUGUCUUGCUAGCAUCGGUGCAGUUUGUAUGGAAUGGCGCAGUGUGAAGCAGAACAAGCCUGAUGUUGAGCGGAAGGGUGAGAAAGGAAGUGACGGGGAGGCUUCUACAAACAUGGAAGAUGGUAACGGGAUUGAGAAGAAGAAUGGGGACGGUAAAAUCUGA